Tachyglossus aculeatus (Australian echidna) is the source of this 1939-nucleotide messenger RNA. RefSeq names its product tweety family member 1 (gene TTYH1). Gene Ontology annotation, molecular function: volume-sensitive chloride channel activity; intracellularly calcium-gated chloride channel activity. The transcript is spliced from 14 exons. Gene Ontology annotation, cellular component: plasma membrane; smooth endoplasmic reticulum membrane. Bases 119 to 1585 code for a protein of 488 amino acids. The record is from RefSeq and is a predicted model, not a curated record. Lineage: Eukaryota; Metazoa; Chordata; Mammalia; Monotremata; Tachyglossidae.
UCCUCCAUCCCCAGUCAGCCCCUGCAUCCGCGCUCCGGAGCCUGCAGCCUCCUCCUCGGCUUCUUGGGCCAGCACAGGUUUGGGGUGGGGGGUCGCCCCCGCCCCCCACCGCGGGGUCAUGGGGUCGCCCCCCGGCUACCGCCCGUCCGGCUGGGUCCACCUCCUCCACCAGGUGCCCCACACCAACUUCCAGUUCCAGCUGGUGAGCAGCGGAUUUGCCCCGCAGGAGAGCGACUACCAGCAGGCCCUGCUGCUGGUGGCCGCAUUGGCAGGUCUGGGUUUGGCCCUCAGCCUCCUCCUCAUCUCCCUGUACCUCAUCCGCUUCUGCUGCUGCCACCCCGAGGAGUCACCUGAGGACAAGGGGCCCCGGGGGGGCUGCAUCACCUGGAGUUGUGUCACCGCCCUGCUUGUUGGCUGCGCUGGCAUCGGCAUCGGUUUCUAUGGCAACAGCGAGACCAGCGAUGGGGUGUCCCAGCUCAGCUACUCCCUGCUCCACGCCAACCACACGCUCAGUUCCAUCGACCGACUUGUGGAGGACACGGUGGAGCGGCUGGGGGCAGCCGUGCGGAACGAGCUGACCACCCUGGAGGAGGUGUUGGCCCCGCGGACGGAGCUGGUGGCCGGGGCCCGGGGGACUCGGCGCCAGGUGGAGGGUGUGGCCCAGCAGCUGGACGAGGUGGCCUUCUGGCGGGGGGUCCCCCUGAGCCCCCUGAGGGUGGCCGAGUACGUGUCCUUUAUGGAGGAAUAUCGGUGGCUGGCCUACAUCCUGCUGCUGCUGCUGGACCUCCUCGUCUGCCUCUUCACCCUCCUGGGCCUGGCCAAACAGAGCAAAUGGCUGGUGAUUGUGAUGACGGUGAUGAGUUUGCUGGUCCUUGUGCUGAGCUGGGGCUCCAUGGGCCUGGAGGCAGCAGCCGCCGUGGGCCUUAGUGACUUCUGCUUCAGUCCUGACCCCUUCGUUCUGAAUUUGACCCAAGCAGAGACCGGCCUGAGCACGGAAAUCCUGCACUACUAUUUCUUCUGCAACCAGGUUGUCCCCAAUCCUUUCCAACAGAAGCUGACCCUGUCCCAGCGAGCCCUGGCCAACAUCCACUCCCAGUUGCAGGGGCUGGAGCGGGAGGCCGUGCCUCAGUUUCCCGCUUCCUUGAAGCCUCUGUGGACACUGCAGGAGACCCUCAACGUGACCGAGGGAAACUUCCACCAGUUGGUGGCGCUGCUGCACUGCCGCGGUCUACACAAGGACUACGGGGUGGCAUUACGGGGCCUGUGUGAGGACGCCCUGGAAGGCCUGCUCUUCCUCCUGCUCUUCUCCCUGCUCUGCGCCCUGGCCCUGGGGACAGCCAUCUGCAGCCUUCCCCGAGCCUGGGCCCGCUUCCCCUCCAGUGACGACUACGAAGACCCUGAAGAUGAUGAUCCCUUCAACCCUCAGGUUAAGCCUCCCUCUCUCCCCCUGCGUCUGCCCACACAUCCCUGCAGGAAUCGAAGCGUUUUGUCCAGUGGCAGUCAUCCAUUUGAGACCCUCCCCCAUGGAAACCUGAUGUCUUCCCUCCCUUGUCUCCUGUUCUAUCCAAGUCUGCAGGCUGCCUAAGAAGACCUGCUCACCUGGCCUUUCCCGGAUCUGGCGAUUAAUAUUCCCAGGCAGAGCAAGGGGCCGAAGCACUCCGGGUAUCUCCUCCUGUCCAGUUUACACCUUCAGUUUCAAGGUCCUUCCUCCCGUGAGGGAUCGGGGGGAGGAGGAUAGGGAGAGAAUCAGAGGAGCGUGCGUAUGUGGGCGUCAGUUGGGAGACCCAUACCCCCCAGCAGCCCCAGGGGCUGGCCCUGACUGGGGUAAGGAGGGCCAGCGCGUGUAUGGAGACCCCCACCUUCCACAGUUUGAGGUGUAUGGCGCUAACUUGGAUAUGUGUCGACUUGAAAUAAAAGGGAAGACUUUAUUUUACACGGA